Nerophis ophidion (straightnose pipefish) is the source of this 4765-nucleotide messenger RNA. Its product is annotated as probable G-protein coupled receptor 148. Bases 1794 to 2822 code for a protein of 342 amino acids. Gene Ontology annotation, biological process: G protein-coupled receptor signaling pathway. Gene Ontology annotation, cellular component: membrane. The record is from RefSeq and is a predicted model, not a curated record. Gene Ontology annotation, molecular function: G protein-coupled receptor activity. The transcript is spliced from 2 exons. Lineage: Eukaryota; Metazoa; Chordata; Actinopteri; Syngnathiformes; Syngnathidae.
AAUUAAUCUUAAUCAGUAAAGAUUACUAAUGGUGUUCAGUAAAUUAUUAUUUUUUUGUUUUGUUUUCAAAAAGAUUCGAAUUAGCUGGUUUUUUUUCUUCUUUUUUUCGAUAGAAAUUUGAAUGUUAAAGAGUCGAAAUUGAAGAUAAACUACUUUUCAAAAUUUUGUUUAAAUUUUUUGCGUAUUCUCCCCCCUUGUUAAACCAUUCAAUUAUGUGUUUUUUUCAUCAUUCUCUACAAAAAACCUUCCGUAAAAGUUUAAAAAAAAUGUACCACGGAAUGACAGACAUAAAUACAAUUUAUUUAAGUGUGUAUCAAACUGGUAACCCUUUGCAUUAAUCAGUACCCAAGAAUAGCUCUUGGUUUCAAAAAAGGUUGGUGACCCCUGGUGUAGAGGGUGCAGAGUAGGGGGCUUAGCACCCAGCCCUGGGGGAGUCGGUGCUGAUGCUGAGAGAUGGGAGCCUACUCUCACUCUCUGAGAGCGAUUUGUCAGGAAGUCCAGGAGCCAGUGACAAAUGGAGGAAGACAGUGCCAGCCCCGUCAGUUUGGGCACCAGUCUGUAGGGGAGGAUGGUAUUGAACGCAGAGCUUUAAUCAACGAAGAGUAGCCUUGCACAGCUCCCCUGCUGCUCUAGGUGGCUAAGAACAGUUUGGAGGGCUGUUGCGAUAGCAUCGUCUGUAGAUCUGUUGGCCAUGUACGUAAAGUGGUGAGAGUCCAAUGCAGGUGGCAGUUUUGAGGUGAUUUGCCCCCGAACCAGAGUUUCAAAGCACUUAAUAAUGAUUGGUGUAAGUGCCAAUGGACAGUAAUCAUUCAGGCUGUUGACUGCAGUUUUUUUUGGCAGUGGGACAAUAACAGAGUCCUUUAGACAGGGUGGGACGAUGUACUGGGACAAGGACGGCUUGAAAAUCCCGGUAAAGACAACAGCCAGCUGGUCUGCACAGGUCUUUAGUCCACGUCCAGGUACGCAAUCCGGUCCAGCAGCUUUCCUCGGGUUCACCCUCCUUAGUGUGGGCACAGCUCGGUUGACUUAAUUUUACUGCAAAAAAACAAACAUUGGUCGGGGUUUUUUCAACUUACAGUAAUAUGCUAUAUUAAAAAAAAAACUCCCUAAAUUUUACAGUAAAAUCUAUUGGUCAUUUUUAUAGUGUACAAUUUGACGGAUAACUUGCUUUGAAUUCUUAAGUUAAGCAGAUAUUUAAGUAUUUAUUUAGAUUUAGACCAAAAAAGUUAUAAAAUAUAUUGUUAUAUAUAUAUAUAUAUUGUUGUAAUAUUGAACACUAUUUUUUUCCCUGUUUAAACAUUAAAAAAAAAAAACUAAUACCUUUUUAGAAAGAAAGUAAAGAAAGAAAAUAAGUAUAAGUAUUUUAUUGACUCAUUAUUUCCAGGCUUUUGCAGGACAUAUAAAAUGAGGUCUGGCCCCCACUGCGGGUGUUGAGUGAUUUAGUUUCACCAAACUGUCAUUCUGUGGUAUACUUUCAGUCAGGUCCUACCACAUAAUUAACGAUUGAAAGUAAGUCAAAAAAACAACAAAGGUGAGGUACAUAAAUAUUUCCAGAGGUUUAAUUUAAAACAGUCCAAAAAUCACACAACUUGCCUAAUAAUGAGUGUACAAGAAUACGUGCGGCCUGCACCUAAUGGUGGAAAAGCUCCACCCUGUUGCUACGUGACUACCAAGUGGUUGUAGUCUUGUCACACGUCCAGAAUGUUUUGUAGGAGUCAACAAAGAAGACAUGAGAUAAGGAACAGGCGGCAUAAAAACACCUGGUGAUUUACACAAGACUCCUGCCUUAAUGGAUGUGCCACACACAUGGAGGACGUGAGGAACCUGUUGGAGGAAGAAGUCGACACUUACAGCAAGACAAGAUGGCCGAGCCCAUCCUGAUCGCCAACUUAACGCAGGAGUGGCUGGCGAGCUUGCGAAGGUGGCACCUGGACUUUUUCUUCAUCCCCACCACUGUGGUGACGCUGGCCACCAUGCUGGUCAACCCCGUCCUCAUGGCGUGCAUCUUGGCAUCCCGCGCCUUACGCCAGGAGACGCGCUACCUGCUGGUGGCCAACACCUUAGCGGCGGACAUGCUCUUCCUCACCCUCAACCUGCUCACCGCCGUCCUCAACACCGCCCGGGCCGAGGUGCCAUGGCUGUUGUGCGAGCUGGUCACCGCCGUCACCGUCACGGCGUACUGCUGCGCCAUCCUCACAGUCACCCUCAUGGUGGUGGACACCUACGCCGCCGUGCGCUGGCCGCUGCGCUACCGCCACCUCCUCCCACCCGCCCGCGCCCGCAGGAUCCUGCUGGGGGCUUGGCUGCUGGCGGCGACGUACCCCCUCGCCCUGGUCAUGGUCAUGGAGGCGGAGAGAGGGAACCCGCAGGAGAAGAUGGCUGUGUGCCUCGUCCUCGUCUCCCUGGGCAUUGUCCAGGCCAAAAACAUGGCGGGGAUCCACAUCUACUUCUUUGUCGCCGCUCUGAUCUGCGCCGUGCUCAUCUUUUACUGCUACAUCCGCCUCUACAUGGUGACCAGGACCCAGGGCAUCUGGCAGAACCGCUUCUCCAGAGCCAGGGUCACGCUGUUGGCCCACGGGGUUCUGCUGCUGCUCUACUUCCUGCCCGGCUUCGUCUUCACCCUGGAGCUCCUCCUGUUUCAGAGCCAAAAUGUCAGCCAAGAUGUUCGAGUGUGGUUGAGCACGGUCAACAUGUGUGUCUUCAUGUUGCUGCCGAGGGCCUUCGCGCCGUACCUGUACGGACUGAGAUACCGGGAGAUCUCUGAUACCAUAGUGCAGCUGCUGCAUCGACAUCGAAGACUCAGCCAGAUCACUGCAUCGUAGGUGUCCUUCAUACUUCUACACUUCCUGUUCCAGCCCGUGUCCAGCAGCACCCCUGGCGAGUAAAUAGACCUUCACCUUUUCAAGUUCAAAGGCUUUCAGCGCCACCUAAUAUCAGGUAUUGCUAGAUCCAUCCACCCAUCUUCUUUUGCUUAUCCAAGGUCGGGCCGUGGGGCAAAAGCCGAAGCAGAGAAGCCCAGACAUCACUCUCCACGGCCACUUCUUCCAGCUCAUGAGGCAUUCCCAGGCCAGCUGAGAGACAUAGUCUUCCCAACGUGUCCUGGGUCUUCCCCAUGGCCUCCUACCGGUCAGAUGUGUCCUAAACACCUCCCUAGGGAGGCGUUCGGGUGGCAUCCUGACCAGAUGCCCGAACCACCUCAUCUGGUUCCUCUCGAUGGGGAGGAGCAAUGGCUUUACUUAGAGCUCCUCCCUAAUGACAGAACUUUUCACCCUAUCUCCAAGGGAGAGCCCCGCCACCCGGCGGAGGAAACUCAUUUCGGCCACUUGUACCCGUGAUCUUGUCCUUUCGGUCAAAACCCAAAGAUCAUGAGCAUAGGUGAGGAUGGGAAGGUAGAUUGACCAGUAAAUUGAGAGCUUUGCCUUCCGGCUCAGCUCCUUCUUCACCACAACAGAUUGAUAAAGCCUGAAGACGCCGCAUUGAUCUCACGAUCCACUCUUCCCUCACUCGUGAACAAGACUCUGAGGUACUUGAACUCCUCCACUUGGGCAAGACCUCAUCCCCAACCUGAAGAUGGAACUCCACCGUUUUCUGGGCAAGAACCAUGGACUCGGAGGUGCUGAUAUAUACAUGUACAGUAUAAAACUCAGUUUCAUGGGGGGCCACAUCGCCCUCAUGAUAUUAUUCCAUCCCUCCAGGAUGCUGCGAUCACACAAAUUCCAGCAAUCCAUACUUUUUAAAAAUGCUGCAGAAAAACUGACAUUUUAGGAUGCCACUAUCACUAAAAAUAAGCCUGCAAAUGAUUACACCAUAAGGAUGGAUGUACAGUAGGAGGAGGAUUCAUUUCCCCCUAUUCGCCGCUGUCUUCCUGAUACGUGAAGUACGGGGGGAAGGUGCACUAUCAACUUUGGCGGCUAGAUUAGAAAGGAGAUUAAAGCGAACGCGUCCCAGCUCCAACUGAGUUCUAUUAGUGUAGAUACGAAUGUAAGUACUACGUACAGCAAAUGCUCUCCUAAAUAAUCUAUUUUUGAAGAAAUAACAUUACAUGGAAUCCUGAGUGGUGGAAUAAGCGGUAGGAAAUGGAUGGAUGAAAGGACUCUCGGGAUUCAUAAAUGGCACAAAACAAGCAUGUUUACUUGACCCAAUUACUGGGAAACCUAUCAAGCAGCUGUGUGUAAUAUUAGGACCAUCAGCGCUAAAUGUUAUGGACUUCUCACUUUUCUCUGGUCUGUUCCUGAUCAUUCAAAAAAGCGGUUAUUGUUCCUCUGCUAAAAGACCUCAUCUCAAUUCUGACCUCAUGGAAAACUUCUGCGCAGUGUCGCACCUCACCUUUAUCUUCAAAAUCCUGUAAAAAAUUGUAACACAGCUUCUAAAAGAACACGUGAGGUCUAAAUCUGUGAACCCUUUCAGUCCUGCCCAGGGCAAAUCCCUCCACGGAGAUAGCCCUCGCACUUGACACACUCUGGUCGCCUAUUGUAACAAUAUGUUUCAGUAUACUGAAAACGUGAUAUGUUCUAUGCUUUUACUGUGAAUACUGAAUGGAUCCAAACAUGUCCCUUGGAAAUACAAGCCAAAUGGUUUGGGGUGUAAUUACAGCUAUCAACCACUAGAUGAUCACAUUAAAUUCAGAGGAGUGCAACCAAAGGUCGUUUUUUUCCAAUCAUUUGACAAUGUCUAUUGUAUUAUUUCAUCUUACAAAAAUAAUGCUUCAAAUCGAUUAUUGAAUGAAUAUGACAAAAAUGGAUGAUUGGAUGGAAGUGUCCGUGUG